AGAAAGCUUAAAACCGGCAUUGAUGGCGGAAGGUGUUAGAGAGAGAAGCGCGAGUCAGGAGGAGGAAGACAGCGUCAAACUCUUCGUUGGUCAAGUCCCGAAGCAUAUGUCCGAAACUCAGCUUCUCGCAAUGUUCCAAGAGUUUGCUCUUGUAGACGAGGUCAACAUCAUCAGAGACAAGACCACUCGCGCCUCCCGAGGCUGCUGUUUCGUGAUAUGUCCUUCGAGGCAAGAGGCGGAUAAGGCGGUCAAUGCUUGCCAUAACAAAAAAACUUUACCUGGGGCAUCUAGUCCGUUGCAAGUAAAAUAUGCAGAUGGCGAGCUGGAAAGACUAGAACAUAAACUCUUUAUUGGCAUGCUUCCGAAAAAUGUAUCUGAAGAUGACGUUUCUGGUCUUUUCUCUCAAUAUGGAACUAUAAAAGACUUGCAAAUAUUAAGAGGUUCGCAGCAGACAAGUAAAGGUUGUGCAUUUUUAAAGUAUGAGACGAAGGAGCAAGCAGUUGCAGCCCUAGAGGCAAUUAAUGGAAAGUACAAAAUGGAGGGUUCUAGUGUCCCUUUGGUUGUUAAAUGGGCUGACACGGAGAAGGAAAGGCAAGCACGGAAGGCUCAGAAAGCUCAAUCACAGGGUUCUAAUGUGCUUAAUGCAGACUCCCAACAUCCUUCACUAUUUGGAGCCAUGCCACUGGGUUAUGUUCCGCCAUAUAAUGGCUUUGGUUAUCAGGCUCCUGGAAGUUAUGGGCUUAUGCAAUAUCACCUACCUCCAAUACAGAAUCAAUCUGGUUUCCACAAUAUGAUACCCCAACUAAACCAAGGAAAUGCAAUGCGUGGUAUCCCGCCCGACCUCGGGCCGGGUAUGGCUGCUAGGAAUUAUGGCAUGCCUCCUGCAAGUUAUGUUGGCUCUGCCUAUCCUGGAGUUCCUGGUCUACAGCAUCCCAUGGCGUACCCUGGAGGAAUGAUGAGUCCCGGGGUUGUGAGCAGUUCACCUGGUUCAGGGCUACUUACUGGUGGGAAGAGUAACUCUCCAACGUCUAGUUUGGGUAAAGGCUCUGGGGGUCAGAUCGAAGGUCCACCUGGCGCUAAUCUUUUUAUUUAUCACAUACCCCAAGAAUUUGGUGAUCAGGAACUUGCUAAUUCUUUUCGAGCAUAUGGCCGAGUUUUGAGUGCUAAAGUAUUUGUUGACAAAACAUCUGGAGUUAGCAAAUGUUUUGGGUUUGUUAGUUACGAUUCGCCCGAGGCUGCCCAAUCUGCCAUAAGUAUGAUGAAUGGAUGCCAAUUAGGUGGAAAGAAACUAAAAGUCCAGCUGAAGAGAGACAAUAAACAGAGUAAACCAUAUUAAUUCGGGUUCGGAGUAAUGUCCUCGAAGGCAGCAAAGUUGGCUUACAUGGGGCCUAAAUGCAUUAUAGUCAGGGUGGAUUGGGGACGGUCUGUGGUUAAAAUUCAUUACUCUCAUCCUGCCUGUGAUUGCAUCAUCAGAUGAAAUCAAAGAUACUUGUAAUUCACGGUUCGGCCACGCUGAUACAAUUUGUAAUUUAUGUAUCUUGGAAGAUUAACAUUCUUUAAUUGAUUCUUCCGGGACAUCUGUUGACUGUAAAAUACAAUGUAAUUAUAAAUGAUCUCCUGAUUCUUUUAGGUUUAUUUAUUUGAUACUGCCAAAUUUGAUGA
Molecule: messenger RNA, 1662 nt
Organism: Momordica charantia (bitter melon)
Lineage: Eukaryota; Viridiplantae; Streptophyta; Magnoliopsida; Cucurbitales; Cucurbitaceae
Gene: RBP-DR1
Product: RNA-binding protein-defense related 1
Cellular component (GO): ribonucleoprotein complex
Molecular function (GO): RNA binding
Source: RefSeq, a predicted model, not a curated record